Molecule: messenger RNA, 3512 nt
Organism: Cololabis saira (Pacific saury)
Lineage: Eukaryota; Metazoa; Chordata; Actinopteri; Beloniformes; Belonidae
Product: growth/differentiation factor 10-like
Exons: 3
Coding region: 141-1472 (443 amino acids)
Biological process (GO): BMP signaling pathway; SMAD protein signal transduction
Cellular component (GO): extracellular region
Molecular function (GO): growth factor activity; cytokine activity
Source: RefSeq, a predicted model, not a curated record
CGAGAUCCGUGCAGGUCCUGGAGUCUGAGAGGACACCGAGCAGCAGCAGAGGAGAGAGUGAGCAUCUCCGUGUUUCCGCGUCCGUCACUUCACUUUCUUUUCUUUUUUAUCGGAAUCCUACUCGCAGACCAUCCUCCUCCAUGCCGAGCCGGCUGCUCCCCGUCCUGAACCUGCUGCUGAUCCUCGGGUCCGGCGGGGCUCUCCUGGAUGGAGCUGCGCGUCACGGCUCCGGCUCCGCUCCGGCUGCGGAUCCGCGCGUAUUUACGCAGCACCGGGCGGCGCGGGACGCGCUCUCCGUGGACAUGCUGAGGCUCUACGAGAAAUACAGCGAAGACCCGCAGAGCCCGCGGGAGGGAAACACCGUGAGAAGUUUCAAAGCUGUCCCGAGGGUCUCACAUGGCAAAGAUGUGUUCCAGUUUAAUUUGUCCUCCCUCCAAAUCUCUGAGAGCAUCCUCUUUGCCACUUUUCACUUCCUCCACAAGCGGCCCCGGCACCAACAGAGACUGUGGCGUGUCCGAAAGCCUCGCCACCCAUCCACCGACCUCCAUCCUCCCUCCGUGCAGCUCCUUUUCUAUGGAUCCUCCCCAAACUCGGCUUUUGCAAAGCCACUCGGAAACGUAACUCUUGCCUCUUUCAAGAAAGGCUCUUGGCAAGCAAAGGAUGUAACUGCAAUCGUGAAACAGGCAAGGGAUAUCAAAGAGCCCGUGAUUGCAGUGGAGUUUGAUCUGGGGCUUGAGGCAGCACGAGUGCAGCAGAGAAGUCCUCACGGCCAGGAGCGCCUCACUCCAGCCAACCGGCCAUACAUCUUGGUGUACGCUGAUGAUAAAGCUAUAGACGAACCAAACAGCGUGGCUAUGUCACUUCAGAGAUACGGGCCUCUUCCAGUCGGGGAGGACGCAUCUUCCUCAACAUCACCUUCAAGGAUCCGUAGGGAGCUCCAGCUUCAGCUCCAAACCAACAACAUACCAGAGAUGCAUUUCAGCACCUUGAAAAACCAUGAACUUUGGCAGAACACAUAUUUUCCCGCUAAAGCCAAAGGCAAAACAGGGAAGAAGCUAGGCCAGAUAAGCAACGAGGGCAUCACUGAGCCCCAGAUGCUGAGCUUCGACGAGAGGACGAUGAAGAAGGCGAGAAGGAGACAGUGGAGUGAGCCCAGGGUUUGCUCCAGACGCUAUCUCAAGGUGGACUUUGCUGACAUUGGCUGGAGUGAGUGGGUACUGGCACCCAAGUCCUUUGACGCCUACUACUGCGCUGGGACCUGUGGAUUCCCCAUAUCUAAAGUGGCGCGUCCGUCCAAUCACGCAACCAUCCAGAGCAUCGUCAGAGCCGUGGGAAUCGUCCCCGGCGUCCCCGAGCCGUGCUGCGUUCCAGACAAAACCAACCCCCUCAGCGUUCUUUUCCUGGACACGGACAGGAACAUGGUGCUGAAGGUCUACCCUGGCAUGUCAGUGGACACGUGCGCCUGCCGGUAGGGGGAUCCGGGGAAAUGGAAGCUGUGUUGAAUGAAGACGAGUGACAGCGAUGAAGACAAUAAUGCAGACUCAGGAGGAGCAGGAGGGCAUUCGUCAGAGACAGGACAGGUGUGGCGGGACACAGUGAGGACAGCUGGGAAAGUCUCUCAAAAGCUUUCUUUUUCUAGAUCCUUGAGUUUUGUUUGGUUUCUGACACAAAUAGACAUUUCUCUAUGUUUUACCUUCCCGUCUAACUAAUUAUAUGUAUCUUUUAUUGCUUGGUGUGUUUGUAUUUAUUCUCUUCCACCUUUCAAAGAAUGGUCAAGGAGGUGCCCUUAAAGAAAAUGUGAUUGGUAAUUCUCUGUGAGGACUAGCUCAAGCAAUUAACCUUUCUUUUGUUGAAAAACCUUUUAUCAGUCCGUUGUUGUACCAGUUUUACAUUUUGAGAAAGUAUGAAGUGAUUUUUAUUGAAAGGGAUUUUUGUCACUUCCAGGUUGGAUUUAGUUUCAAGUGGAUCCAACUUUGGGAUAUACAGACUUUAAAAAAAAAAAACCGCCUAUGCAGGAACCUCUACUGACCUGCAACCCAUUUAUGCAGUUUCCUCAGUUUGCCUACAUCUUCCAUGUUCAGAGCUGUAGUUUGGUCAGACUGCCAAGCUGUGCCCUCAAGAAGACUUUCAGAAACAAGAAGUAAUGAGAGCCUUUCAGAGGCCGCAGUAUGUUUACUUUCUGCAAAACUAACCAUCCGCUUUCAUGUAAAUAUUGUACUGUAAUGGGACUCUGAGUGGCAUAGGGAGUGUUUUAUUGUGCACAAGAGGUCAUAUCCUCCUCAAACUCAAUUUCAGUCAUGACUUUUUUUUUAUGUCUUGUACACUUAAGUGUUCAAGCAUGUAAAUCUUUGUGUGGUAAGUCCGCUCUACAACAGGGUAAAAAGAAGCUCGCUGCUGCCAUCUGCUGAGUAGUUUGUGAAAGUUAAAGUGACUUCAGAACAUGGGAUGAAACACGUACAGUACCAUACUUCCUGUAGGCUACUUACUUUCAGCAGAUAAACUUUGCCUAUAAUAUGACAUGUACAGUUAGUUAUAUGUACAGGAACAGCAGUAUAUUUCUACAGUAAGUAAAAGGGACGUGUAUGUUUGUAUGUAUCAAGUGUAAUAACCAUAUUCCUAUAAAGUGCAAUUAAAUAGUAAUAAGAUGUGUGCUUUAUCAGAUUGUAUUAUUUGAUUAAUAUGGGAGAAAUUGUACAUACAGUCAAAGAAAAUAGUUGAAUUUUAUUUUACAAAACAGUAAAACAGCAAGGCUGGUAUGUUUGUAAUUUGAUGUUUAACAUUAUUCAUGUUUUUUUUUUUUUUAUUGUAUUAAAUUACAAACUCUGGAUGGUCAAGUGUCUCAGAAUCCUGGUAGUGUUUUUCAUCUGAACAAAUAUUCAAACUGAAGUCUGGCAAAUCUGUAAUGAAAUAUGAUGCAUUUACGUUUUGUUUCUUUAUAUGAAAGAAGCAAUGCAAUAUAAAUCUGUAAACUUUGACGGAAUGUUUUUUAUGUUGACACAGAAUCAGGAUAUGUCAUGUAACAAAAGCUUCCUAUAUUCCCAAAUGAAGCGUAGUCUAUUGAACAAUUCAGUAACUUUUAGGUGUUUUGUCGUUUUGAUUUCAUGUGAGUCUUAGCAAGUUUUUCAAGGCUGUAAAAAAUACUAUAGUAAUUAUUUUACAUGAGAUUUCCAACAGCAAACACCUGAUAAAUUAACACUAGCUGAUGACAUGUUAGCAAUGUCAGCAAGAAAAGUUCUGUCUGUUUCCCAGUAGCUACCAUGUACGAGAAGUUUGGACUUGUAUACUUAGUAGUUCAUAUGGCAAGUUUGACUGAAGAGAGCGUACUUUAAAGUACAAUAGGACGCAGUGGGGUCUUUUUUGCAUCUGUAUCAGGGGUGAAUUUUUACGUACCUCAGGUUAAAUUACAUAAAGCCACACAUUUAAGCGUAAUUGGGGGCUUGUAUUUUUGAGUGAUAGCUGGCGAUGGUCAAUGCCUAGUGAUGUCUUGACGUAACCUCUGGCUAACAGGGCUC